AUCCGACUGUAGUGUAUUGCGUACGCGUUGGAGAGAUAACACUGCGAUAACAGUACUUUGUAGUUUGUACUUUCCAAAAUAAUCGUAUGCCUGUGUGUAGGACUGGCUCUGCACCUGUGUGUGUCCUCUUUGCCCCCAAAAGCUCGCGUUCACGAAAAUCGGGCGACACCUGCUGGUGAACUUUUUAAUUCGGAUAAAUAUUUGGGUUGUUGUUUUAUGGAGGUCAUGUUUGUUUAUUAUUAGACGGGGACUCCGAAAUGCAUUUUAUGUUAAUAGCUCGAUAUCUGUAUUUUACGCAAGCUGAAAUUGAAGAUCUAUCAGGCAAAAUAUAUUUUUGUCGAUAAAAAAUCGGAGCAUUGAUUUUUUUACCGUCUGCUAGACUCGGACGGUAAAGUAGCAAAGUGUAGUGGCGCUGUUUAUAAGUGUUAUACCCGUUGCGCUCCAUGUGCAACAUGCUGUUUUGUUUACUUUGAUUAAAGACGACUAAGAACCGAUAUAAACAAUGACUGUCGAGAAGAAAAAAGUUGGAAAUUUCAACACUAUAUGGAUUCGGUACGAUGUUAAUAGUUCCGACAGACAUCAAUUAUUCAUCAAGGCACAUUCAAUCAGAAAUCAAGAACCAGAAUAUCCAAGGGGAAAGACUCUCUUUGUGUUAAACAUCCCACCUUACGCUACAGUUGAAUCUGUGCAAAAAGCAUUUAACGUGUGUGGACAAGUUAAAUCUGUUAGUUUUGCAAAAAGUUCAAGCGGCUCAGAUGAUGGCUUUAAGACUGGAUAUAUUGUAUUUGCCAAAGAUGCAGGAUUGGACAAAGCUCUGUCUUUACAGUCAGAACACACACUGGUAUUAAGCACAAAAGAUGCAACUGUAUUGACAGGAAUGAAAAAGUGGUGCAAAGACUAUAAUGACUCCAUACAAGAUGAAAAAGAGAUAAAGAAAAAUAUUGAAGACUACAUGAAUGCAUACGAUCAGAAGGUUACAGCAAGAUUAGAAGCAGAAAAAGCAGCUGAAGAAGCAAAGGAUGAUGAAGGAUGGACUACAGUAACUGGUAGAAAGAAGAGAGGUCAAUUUGCUCUCGCGAGAAAAGAGUCUACAAUACAGAAGGUACAAGUAAAAGAAGAAAUGAAGAAACAAAAGAAGCAGUUGCUGAACUUCUACACUUUCCAAAUCAGAGAAGCUAAAAAACAGAAUUUGGCAGAUUUACGAAAGAAAUUUGAACUUGAUAAGAAAAAGUUGGAACAAAUCAAAUCAAAACGAAAAUUUAAACCAUUUUAAAAUAUUUAUAAAAAUAAAAUAUACUAGGCUAAUCAAUAAAAAUUUGUAUGUUUAACAAAUUCAUGUAUAAAUGAUUGCUUUUUUGUACACAAUCAUAUUUACCAAUUGUAAAUAAAUUUAUUUUUAAGCAGC
This is a messenger RNA of Nasonia vitripennis (jewel wasp), 1405 nucleotides long. RefSeq names its product ribosomal RNA-processing protein 7 homolog A. The record is from RefSeq and is a predicted model, not a curated record. Gene Ontology annotation, molecular function: RNA binding. Gene Ontology annotation, biological process: rRNA processing; ribosomal small subunit assembly. The transcript has 4 exons. The coding region runs from base 503 to 1273 and encodes 256 amino acids. NCBI's taxonomy places the organism in Eukaryota, Metazoa, Arthropoda, Insecta, Hymenoptera, Pteromalidae. Gene Ontology annotation, cellular component: UTP-C complex; CURI complex.